AUAACUGUGAACCUUCUGAAUUUUCAUUUUCGAUUCGAUGUUUCAUUCCUUCUUCUUCCUCAUCUUCCUCCUCUUCCCGCCAAAACUACUUCUCGCCAGAAUCAUCCCGUCAACAGCUCUCGAAGAACAACAACACCGGCGCACGAUCUUCACGAGAUUUCUCGGUACCGGCCGGGGUACCGAAAUCACUGGAUUAUCCGAUCUCAAAAAGUACUUCAAUCGGUUCGGAUAUUUGGCGCCGCCGCGGAACCGGUCCGAGAGUUUCACCGAUCAAUUCGACAGACGAUUCGAGCUAGCAGUUGUAACUUACCAGAAAACUCUCGGACUUCCGAUCUCCGGUAAGCUUGAUUCCGAUACACUGAAUGAGAUUUCGUCACCGAGGUGUGGCGUGCCGGAAUUUCCAGCGUUGCACGCUAGGGCAACAACGAAGAGAUUCGAUUACUUUACCAGUCAACCUAUGUGGACGCGUGGCAUCCCUAUGACAUUGACGUACGCUUUUUCAUCUCAAAACAUGAUUAAUUCCCCUGCCUUGAAUGAUAUCAGGAGAGUGUUCAAACGUGCGUUUAAUCGGUGGUCGGUUGUGAUCCCUGCAAACUUCACCGAAACAGAAGACUAUGACUUCGCCGACGUUAAGAUCGGUUUCUACAACGGCGAUCACGGCGACGGGGAACCGUUUGACGGAAUCCUUGGAGUGCUUGCACAUGCUUUUUCGCCAGAGGUCGGUAAGCUCCACCUGGACGCGGCGGAGAUUUGGGCGAUUGAUUUCUCAUCGGAGAAAUCAGAUUCGGCGGUUGACUUGGAAUCUGUAGCGACUCAUGAGAUAGGACAUCUACUUGGAUUAGCUCAUACGUCUGUGAAAGGGGCGGUUAUGUAUCCAAGCUUAAAACCUCGAGAGAGAAAGCUGGAAUUGAAGAUGGAUGACAUUAAAGGUAUUCAAGCUUUAUACGGUUCUAACCCUAAUUUCAAGUUAACCGCAUCUUUGCAAUCUGAUAUUUCUUCUAGUAGUAGAGCUGUUAAUUCAAUGGUUAAAUCAUCGAUGAUCAAGUUGAUGACGAUGUCUAUAAUCACCAUAUUAUUAUUAUUUUUAGUCAUGUGAUUAGAAUUAUACCAAACUUAUUUUGUUUCAUCUUCAAUAUUAUUAGG
Messenger RNA from Impatiens glandulifera, 1143 nucleotides. RefSeq names its product metalloendoproteinase 4-MMP-like. The record is from RefSeq and is a predicted model, not a curated record. The transcript is spliced from 2 exons. The coding region runs from base 38 to 1096 and encodes 352 amino acids. Lineage: Eukaryota; Viridiplantae; Streptophyta; Magnoliopsida; Ericales; Balsaminaceae. Gene Ontology annotation, cellular component: extracellular matrix. Gene Ontology annotation, biological process: extracellular matrix organization; proteolysis; collagen catabolic process. Gene Ontology annotation, molecular function: metalloendopeptidase activity; zinc ion binding.